Molecule: messenger RNA, 2200 nt
Organism: Nycticebus coucang (slow loris)
Lineage: Eukaryota; Metazoa; Chordata; Mammalia; Primates; Lorisidae
Gene: ACTR3B
Product: actin related protein 3B
Exons: 12
Coding region: 132-1388 (418 amino acids)
Cellular component (GO): actin cortical patch
Molecular function (GO): actin filament binding
Source: RefSeq, a predicted model, not a curated record
AUCCGGGCUCCUGGCGGCGGCGCUGCGGUUGCUCGCCCGAGACGCGGCGCGCAGGGCGAGUGGGUAGCCGCGCGGACAGCUGCGGGGCGCUCCCGGGCGGCCGGCGGGGCCGAGCGCCAGGCGUCCCGAGCAUGGCAGGCUCCCUGCCUCCCUGCGUGGUGGACUGUGGCACCGGGUACACCAAGCUUGGCUACGCAGGCAACACUGAGCCACAGUUCAUUAUCCCUUCAUGUAUUGCCAUCAGAGAGUCAGCAAAAGUAGUUGACCAAGCGCAACGAAGAGUGUUGAGGGGAGUUGAUGACCUUGACUUUUUCAUAGGGGAUGAAGCUAUUGAUAAACCUACGUAUGCUACAAAGUGGCCCAUACGACAUGGAAUCAUUGAAGACUGGGAUCUUAUGGAAAGGUUUAUGGAGCAGGUAGUUUUUAAAUAUCUUCGAGCCGAACCUGAGGACCAUUAUUUUUUAAUGACAGAACCUCCACUGAAUACACCAGAAAAUAGAGAAUAUCUUGCGGAAAUUAUGUUUGAAUCGUUCAAUGUACCAGGACUCUACAUUGCAGUUCAGGCAGUGCUGGCCUUAGCAGCAUCAUGGACAUCAAGACAAGUUGGUGAACGUACGUUAACAGGGAUAGUCAUUGAUAGUGGAGAUGGAGUCACCCACGUGAUCCCAGUGGCCGAAGGUUAUGUAAUUGGAAGCUGCAUCAAACACAUCCCGAUUGCAGGUAGAGAUAUUACGUAUUUCAUUCAACAGCUGCUAAGGGAGAGGGAGGUGGGAAUCCCUCCUGAGCAGUCACUGGAGACCGCAAAAGCCAUUAAGGAGAAAUACUGUUACAUUUGCCCUGAUAUAGUCAAGGAAUUUGCUAAGUAUGACGUGGAUCCCCGGAAAUGGAUCAAACAGUAUACGGGUAUCAAUGCCAUCAACCAGAAGAAGUUCAUUAUAGACGUUGGUUACGAAAGGUUCCUGGGUCCUGAAAUAUUCUUCCACCCUGAGUUUGCCAACCCAGACUUUAUGGAAUCCAUCUCAGAUGUUGUCGAUGAAGUAAUACAGAAUUGUCCCAUCGAUGUGCGUCGUCCGCUGUAUAAGAAUGUUGUUCUUUCAGGAGGCUCCACGAUGUUCAGGGAUUUUGGGCGUCGCCUGCAGAGAGAUUUGAAAAGAGUGGUGGAUGCCAGAUUAAAGCUCAGCGAGGAGCUCAGCGGUGGGAGAAUAAAGCCCAAGCCUGUGGAGGUUCAGGUAAUCACACAUCACAUGCAGCGCUAUGCCGUGUGGUUUGGAGGCUCAAUGCUGGCCUCAACUCCGGAGUUCUUUCAGGUGUGUCACACCAAGAAGGACUAUGAAGAGUACGGCCCCAGCAUCUGCCGCCACAACCCCGUCUUUGGAGUCAUGUCUUAGUAUCCGCCUUGACAUCGUUGUUCAGCAGCGUCAUGCUGGGGAACAAGUGCCCUUCAGAACCCAGGGAGACUGCAGGUCCUGUAAAUAAUGACGUCUAGUGUUGAUGUCCCAGCAGCGUGCUUGCAUCCCGAGCGCAUGACGCACAGCAAGUUCUCAGUAACAGCCAUUUAUCCAUGUGCUGACUGUUGUAACCCACCCCCUCGUGCCCUCUCUCUUACUCCUUUCCCUUCUUCCUCUUCGCUUGAGCUUCUAGUUGACAAAUACAAUUCUGAAGGAAUUCAAAUGUGACUUUAAAAAUUGUUAGAGGAAAAAAAGUAAGAAAACAACGCAAAAUAGUCCCUCCCUCCAAAAGAAUGUGUGGGUGUAAACCCUUUUCCUCUCAGCCUAUUUUUGUAAAUAAAAUGUUAUAAACUUGAAAUACAAAUCGAUGUUUAUAUUUCCUAUCAUUUUGUAUUUUAUGGUAUUUGGUACAACUGGCUGAUUCUAAGCACGAAUAGAUAUUGAUGUCAUGGAGUGCUGUAAUAAAAAGUUUUUAAUUGUGAGGCAUGUUCUGAUAUGUUUAUAGGCAAACAAAACAGCAAACUUUUUUUGCCACGUUUGCUAGAAAAUGAUUAUACUUUAUGGGAGUUGACAUGAAGUUUGAACAUUGACCAGUGUUGUAAGAGAAUUAUUACAGAUAUUAUAUCUUUUAGUUUUUUUGUUUGAACUUUCUGGAACUAUUUUAUAGAAGAUGAUGGUUUGUUGUUGGUGAGUGUUGGAUGAAAUACUACCUUGCACCAUUGUAAUAAAAGCUGUUACAAUCUUUAUAAAUA